This is a messenger RNA of Arachis stenosperma, 828 nucleotides long. RefSeq lists its product as uncharacterized. Lineage: Eukaryota; Viridiplantae; Streptophyta; Magnoliopsida; Fabales; Fabaceae. Bases 1 to 828 code for a protein of 275 amino acids. The record is from RefSeq and is a predicted model, not a curated record. The transcript has 2 exons.
AUGAUUGAGGUAGAAGAUGUUGAAGACGAGGAUGAGGUACAAGAGACGGCUGAAGAAGAAGUUGCUCAACCGAAGCAUGGAGUUCCUAAGGAAGAAAAUGUUUUGAAAGAGGAUAUUCCAAUUUCUUUUCCACACCUAGCAAGGAGGACCAAGAAGCAAGUGGAGCUAGAUCCCAAUAUGGUGGAUAUCUUCAAAAAGGUCGAGGUAGCUAUUCCCCUUUUUGAUGCUAUUCGCCAAGUUCCUAAGUAUGCUAAGUUUCUAAAGGAUUUAUGCAUGAAUAAGGAGAAGAUUCAUGAUCUAGAAACUAUUUCUUUGGGUAGCUCAAUUUCAACUUUGAUGGGUGCUAUACUGGAGAAAUGUGGUGAACCCGGUCCUUGUCUAGUUACUUGCACUAUAGGUGGUAUACAAUUUGUUGAUUGCAUGUGUGACCUAGGUACUUGUGUCAGCAUUAUGCCUUUAUCUGUUUAUGAUGCAUUGAAGCUUCCACCGUUGAAAAGGUCGGUAGCCCAUUUUGUUUUGGCGGAUAAAAGCAUAAUCUUGGUGGUUGGCAUUGCGGAAGAUGUCUUAGUGAACAUUAAGGGGUUGACUUUUCCAAUUGAUUUUUACAUUCUUGAGAUGUCCCCUAAUGACUCUAGAAGACGAUCAUCUAUCUUACUUGGGAGGUCAUUCUUGAAAAUCUCCCGUUUUAAAUUGGAUGCUUUUUUGGGUACCUAUUCCUUUGAAAUUGAUAAAAGAGUAGUGAGUUUCAAUCUUGAUGAGGCUAUGAAGCAUCCACCGGAGGACCAUUCUCUCUUCCGACACCUUGCCACCUCUGGUGCUACCGGAUAA